Messenger RNA from Rhododendron vialii, 1061 nucleotides. RefSeq names its product 2-phytyl-1,4-beta-naphthoquinone methyltransferase, chloroplastic. The transcript is spliced from 7 exons. Gene Ontology annotation, molecular function: 2-phytyl-1,4-naphthoquinone methyltransferase activity. Lineage: Eukaryota; Viridiplantae; Streptophyta; Magnoliopsida; Ericales; Ericaceae. Gene Ontology annotation, biological process: phylloquinone biosynthetic process. The record is from RefSeq and is a predicted model, not a curated record. The coding region runs from base 53 to 859 and encodes 268 amino acids.
UCAUCAGUUAACAGCAACAGUAACCAAUAGACAAGGCUGAUUGGAUAGAGCGAUGAUUGCUGCUUCAGUACACCUCAUUCCUCACCGACCGCCGAACCACCACCGUUCGAUUUUCCGGCCACGGCGGCGGCCGGUGCUGUGCACUGCCGAACGCCAGGCGCUGUUUAGCCGCAUUGCUCCUGUUUAUGAUAGCUUGAAUGAUGUGCUGAGCCUGGGGCAGCAUCGAAUUUGGAAACGUAUGGCUGUGUCCUGGAGUGGGGCAAGAGAGGGAAACAAGGUGUUGGAUUUGUGUUGUGGAAGCGGGGAUUUGGCGUUUCUCUUGUCUGAGAAAGUUGGUCCCAAUGGCAAGGUGAUUGGGCUUGAUUACUCCAAGGAGCAAUUAUCAGUUGCUUCAUCUCGACAACAUUCACGCUCAAAGGCCUGCUACAACAAUAUUGAGUGGGUUGAAGGCAAUGCUCUUGAGUUACCAUUUUCUGAUUGUUACUUUGAUGCUAUCACCAUGGGAUAUGGGCUGCGUAAUGUGAUUAAUUUCCAUAAAGCCAUGGAGGAGAUGUAUCGAGUCCUGAAACCGAGUUCAAAGGUGUCCAUCCUCGACUUCAACAAAAGCACCGACACAUUUAGCGCUUCAAUUCAGGAGUGGAUGAUUGACAAUGUAGUCGUUCCUGUGGCAAAUGGUUAUGGUCUUGCUGAGGAGUACAAGUAUUUGAAAAGCUCUAUUCAAGAUUUUUUAACAGGUUCUUUCUUCUCGUUAACCAACUGGAAGGAGUUAGAGGAGCUUGCCUUAGAAGUAGGAUUUACAAAUUCAAAGCAUUUUGAGAUUGGUGGAGGACUAAUGGGGAACUUAGUAGCCACACGGUAGGCGCGUCUUAUUUAUUGUUUGUUAAGCAGUUUCUGAGUGAAUGUUAUGCCUUUGAAACGAUACAUCUAAAUUUUGCCUGAUAUAUAUACUUUCAGCUUUUAACCCGUGACGAAAUUGAGUUUUUAUUCUAGUUGUGAAACUUCUAAAUAAUAUGUUUAAAUUUUGAUUGGAACAAAAUUUGGAAUUGGAUUAUUUCAUACAA